AAAACAUUUUCAACGAAACGAAAAAAAGAAACCCGGAAAAAAAUUUUAGAUUUUAAAUUUGAAUAAUAACAACAAACAAACAACAAAACAAAAUGGAUUUUUUCUCAAACAUUCUAAAAAAUACUGUAAAUAAAGCUGAAACAUUGGGUAAAGCAGCAACAGCUGCUGUGAAUUCAACAUUAAAUCCAACAUCCGGAUCAACCACCAGUAAUGAUGAACAAAAAUUUGAUAAUGAUGAUAAUAAUAUGACAUAUGAACAGCAACAACAACAACAACAAGAUGUCAAUAAUGUUGAUGUCAAUUAUAGUGAAGAUCAAACAUAUACAACAACAGCAGCCGAUAAUGCAACAGAAGAAUUAUUGAAUAUUGAUGAAAAAUCAUCAUCAGCAGCAGCAUUUAAUUAUGCUGAAACAUCACAAAAAGCUAUUGAAUCGGCCAAAUAUUUUGGAAAUUUUAUUGCAAAUGUUGCAAGUAAAGCUGGACAAACAGUAUCGGCAACAGCAAAACAAUUAAAAAGUACUGUUGAAAAUGUUGGCCUAAUGCAAGAUUUUACCAAAGAACAACAAGAAUUUAUUAAAGAACAUGGUGGUAAAACUGAUUUAGCUGAACCACCUUGGAUUGGUUGUGAUGAUGAAGAAAAAGUUAAGGUGGAAAUUUUAAGCCUUUCACAAGAUAAACGAAAUUUUGUUCGUAGUCCACCGGCUGGUGUUGAAUUUCCAUUCGAUAUGAAUGAUUCGUAUCCAAUUGCAUUGGCAUUAUUACGUGAAGAUCCUGAGCUUGCUAAAAUGCGAUACGAAAUUGUUCCUAAAUUAGUAAAUGAAGAAACAUUUUGGAAAAAUUAUUUCUAUCGUGUAUCGUUAAUUAAACAGGAUCCAAAUCUUUCCAACAGUAGUAAUAAUUUCGGUAAUGUUGAUGAUGAUGGUAGUGGUCGUGGUCGUGGUCAUAAAUCAUCAGGUUGGGGUUCAUCUAAAUCAUCAUCAUCCGAAGGACCUGAUGAUCCAAAUGAUCAGAUUGGUGAAACAAUAGGCGAAACAGAAUUUAUUUCGGAUACAUUCCAAAAUUCUAAUCUAUCGGUUGAUGAUGUACGCCAAGAUAUGUAUAAACUUGGCAUCAAUACCAAUGAUGACAUUGAUGAAGAAUUAGCUAAAGAUUUGCAAGAAUUUGAUUUCGUUACCAACAAUGAAACAACAACAACAACAACAACCACAACCGGAAAAAUUGAUGAUGAUGAAAUCAACCGAGAGCUUGCCAAUUUCGAUAUUAAAUAAUCCAUAAUAAUAAUCCAUAUUUAUAAUUAUGAUUUGAUUUGCUUCUUUCUUUUUUUUGAUCAAUUUAAUUUAG
This is a messenger RNA of Dermatophagoides pteronyssinus (European house dust mite), 1341 nucleotides long. It is a transcript of the gene Sap47, whose product is annotated as Synapse-associated protein 47kD. Lineage: Eukaryota; Metazoa; Arthropoda; Arachnida; Sarcoptiformes; Pyroglyphidae. Gene Ontology annotation, biological process: regulation of short-term neuronal synaptic plasticity; TORC2 signaling. Gene Ontology annotation, cellular component: Golgi apparatus; cytoplasm; synapse. The record is from RefSeq and is a predicted model, not a curated record.